Molecule: messenger RNA, 1423 nt
Organism: Papilio polytes (common Mormon)
Lineage: Eukaryota; Metazoa; Arthropoda; Insecta; Lepidoptera; Papilionidae
Product: large neutral amino acids transporter small subunit 1
Exons: 10
Coding region: 128-1408 (426 amino acids)
Biological process (GO): amino acid transmembrane transport
Cellular component (GO): membrane
Molecular function (GO): L-amino acid transmembrane transporter activity
Source: RefSeq, a predicted model, not a curated record
CAAAUGGCGCACGGCAGUCUCGCGAUCCGUGUUGGCGGGCAAAGUCGCUCGCCUCGAAAAGCGCGGGAAUCUUGUGAAGUGUUUUUUUUUUAAUUCGAUUACGUGAAGUUACGAAAAAGAUUUCAAAAUGUCUCCAAAGAAAGGAACGGAAGAAUGCGACAAGGAAGCUCUGAAGAUUGAAGCGCCUGAAGAAGGGGAAAAAGAUGGCGGCGCAUUGGAAGCUAAAAUGUCGCUACUUAAUGGAAUCACUGUUAUUGUUGGUUCUAUUAUUGGUAGCGGCAUUUUUGUGUCCCCCACUGGAGUACUGAAGCACACAGGAUCUGUCAAUGCUAGUCUUCUUGUAUGGAUUGCUUCUGGAAUAUUCAGUAUGAUCGGUGCAUACUGCUACGCGGAGUUGGGUACAAUGAUAAAACUGAGUGGCGCAGACUACGCAUACAUCAUGGAGACUUUUGGACCUUUUGCGGCCUUCAUCCGUCUCUGGAUAGAGUGCAUGAUAGUCCGGCCCUGCUCACAGGCAAUAGUCGCACUGACGUUCAGUGUAUACGUACUGAAGCCGAUAUUCCCGGAGUGCGACCCGCCAGAGGACGCUACUAGACUGUUAGCGGCGUGUUGCAUAUUACUGCUGACGUUUGUAAACUGCUGGUCGGUGCGCGCGGCGACCCGCGUCCAAGAUUGGUUCACUUACGCCAAGCUGCUUGCUCUCUUCAUCAUCAUUGCUGCCGGUGUCUACCAGCUCUGCAGGGGAAAAGUGGAACACUUCACGUUUGAAGGUACUACGAAUGACGUCACAUCUAUCGCUCUCUCUUUCUAUUCUGGAUUAUUCGCAUAUAAUGGAUGGAACUACCUGAAUUUCAUCAUCGAAGAGCUAAAGGACCCGGUGAAGAACUUGCCCCGAGCUAUCGCCAUCUCUGUCGCACUCGUGACCAUCGUCUAUACGUUCACGAAUGUUGCCUUCUACACUACUCUCUCACCUUCUGAGGUGUUAGGGUCAGCAGCCGUGGCGGUGACGUUCGCCGAACGUUUGUUCGGUUGGUUCGCGCUCUGCAUCCCGUUGUUCGUCGCCGCAUCAACGUUCGGUGCUGUUAAUGGCGUGCUCCUUACAUCUUCCAGGUUGUUCUACGCGGGCGCGGCUCAGGGGCAGAUGCCGAGCGCCCUCACCAUGGUGUCGGCGCGCGCCACGCCGGCGCACGCCGUGCUCGCCGUCGCGCUGCUCUCGCUGCUCUACCUCACUGUCUCUGAUAUAUACGCACUUAUCAACUACGUAGGAUUCGCUACUUGGCUAAGUAUCGGCGCGGCCGUGCUGUGUCUGCCGGUACUUCGGUACACAAGACCGGAAUUAGAGCGUCCCAUUAGAGUCAACCUGUUCUUCCCUGGUGAGUUGAACGUAAACUUAAUUCUAUCGCCGUAAAAAACACAUUAAAUA